GAGCGAUAGAUCGAGCAAUCGACGCCGAUGUAGGGACACCAAGGGAACGCCCUGUGGCCGUGUGGCUGCCAUUUUUCAAUUGUACCGCGGCGCCUCGAAUUGAAUAUGCCAAAGCUAACGGUCGGCGUUCUCCUCUUUGACGGCUACACCAUCCUGGACGUUGCUGGACCAUUGCAGCUCUUCGACAUGCUGCCGGACCUGUUUGAUACCGUCACGAUCUCUCAGGAGGCGGGCACGAUCUGGACCAACCCGCCGAUGGCUGGCACGCCCAUGGUGGCUUCGCACAGCUUCGAGUCGGCGCCGCGUGUCGACAUCCUCUUGCUCCCUGGGGGCCUCGGCACGGACGUGUUUGCCAAAGAUCCUGCGUACCUCGCUUUUGUCCGCGCCCGGGCGGCAUCCGCAACGUAUGUUUUGAGCGUUUGUACGGGCUCGAGCUUUCUCGCAGCGUCUGGGCUUCUCGACGGGAAGCGCGCGACGACGAACAAGCUCGCCUUCCAGCACAUCCAGAGUUUUGGCUCGAGCGCCAUCCAGUGGGUCAAGCAAGCGCGGUGGGUCGUUGACGGCAACAUUUGGACGAGCUCUGGCGUCACGGCGGGCAUUGACAUGGCGGCGGCGUUCUUGACGGCCGUGGUUGGCAUCGAAAGAGUCCAGCCGAUCCUGGAGCUCAUCGAGUAUGUGCCCAGCACAAACGAGUCGCACGAUCCAUUCUCGUACCUCACCGAGCAUGACCACUGGGCGGCGAUCAACAAGGCGCCGUAAUCCUCAAGCACCACGACGGCAGAAGUUUGCGCCGCAUCAAAUGAAUACAUCGAUCUAUCUAGUUACGCUA
Molecule: messenger RNA, 829 nt
Organism: Saprolegnia diclina VS20
Lineage: Eukaryota; Oomycota; Saprolegniomycetes; Saprolegniales; Saprolegniaceae
Exons: 3
Coding region: 106-759 (217 amino acids)
Source: RefSeq, a predicted model, not a curated record